CGCGGGCGCGCACGGCGGCCCCCGGGCCCCGACGAGCGGCAGCGGCGGCGGCGGCGGCGGCGGCUGCGGGCGGGAGCCUGGCGAGCUGCAGGCACCAGAUUAAAGGAUUUACCUGAAGACAAAGCAUUCUAUUCAUCAGAGACUGGACAAGAGUUACUCUUGCUUUUGGCAAUUAAAGAUGGUGUUGUCAUGGAAACAGUUGAUCCUGCUUUCAUUCCUUGGCUGCCUAGGAGGCGAGCCACUCUUACAAGGCCCUGUGUUUAUCAAAGAGCCCAGCAAUAGCAUCUUCCCUGUUGAUUCAGAAGAUAAAAAAAUCACCUUGACUUGCGAAGCCAGAGGCAACCCUUCACCUCAUUACAGAUGGCAGCUGAAUGGAAGUGAUAUUGAUAUGAGUAUGGAACAUCGUUAUAAGCUGAAUGGAGGAAAUCUUGUGGUUAUUAACCCCAACAGAAACUGGGAUACAGGAAGCUACCAGUGCUUUGCAACAAACUCACUUGGAACAAUUGUCAGCAGAGAAGCUAAACUCCAGUUUGCCUAUCUUGAAAAUUUUAAAACUAAAAUGAGAAGUACGGUGUCAGUGCGUGAAGGCCAGGGAGUCGUCCUGCUCUGUGGACCCCCGCCACACUCUGGAGAACUCUCCUAUGCCUGGAUCUUCAAUGAGUACCCCUCGUUUGUUGAAGAAGAUAGUCGGAGAUUUGUCUCUCAAGAGACAGGGCACCUGUACAUAGCGAAGGUGGAGCCGUCCGACGUGGGGAAUUACACGUGUGUGGUGACAAGCACGGUGACAAACGCCAGAGUACUAGGCUCGCCGACUCCAUUGGUGCUGCGGUCUGAUGGUGUGAUGGGUGAAUACGAACCCAAAAUAGAAGUUCAGUUUUCAGAAACUCUUCCAGCUGCUAAAGGUUCAACUGUGAAAUUGGAAUGUUUUGCCCUUGGAAAUCCUGUUCCUCAGAUUAACUGGAGAAGAAGUGAUGGGCUACCCUUUUCCAGCAAAAUUAAAUUGAGGAAGUUCAAUGGUGUGCUUGAAAUUCCCAACUUCCAGCAGGAAGACACGGGCUCCUAUGAGUGCAUUGCUGAGAACUCAAGAGGGAAGAACGUUGCUAGGGGACGUCUCACUUACUAUGCAAAGCCUCAUUGGGUUCAACUCAUCAGGGAUGUGGAAAUAGCAGUUGAGGACAACCUGCACUGGGAAUGUCGGGCGAGUGGUAAGCCCAAGCCCUCCUACCGAUGGCUGAAAAAUGGAGAAGCUCUGGUGCUAGAGGAGAGAAUACAGAUAGAAAAUGGUGCCCUCACAAUAUCAAACCUAAACGUGACAGACUCUGGCAUGUUCCAGUGCAUAGCAGAAAACAAACAUGGUCUCGUCUAUUCCAGUGCUGAACUCAAGGUUGUCGCCUCUGCUCCAGACUUUUCAAAGAAUCCAAUGAAAAAGUUGGUUCAGGUGCAGGUGGGCAGCGUGGUCAACUUGGAUUGUAAACCCAGAGCCUCCCCCAGGGCUCUGUCUUCCUGGAAGAGAGGAGAUACGAUGGUGCAGGAACAUGACAGAAUUUCUUUCUCAAAAGAGGGAGGACUCAAAAUAACCAAUGUGACUAAAGCUGAUACUGGAAUGUAUACCUGUACAGCAGAAAACCAGUUUGGGAAAGCAAAUGGAACAACACAUUUGGUGGUUACAGAACCAACAAGAAUAACUUUGGCACCAUCCAACAUGGAUGUCUCAGUAGGCGAAAGUGUCAUUUUGCCCUGCCAGGUGCAACACGACCCCUUGUUGGACAUCAUGUUUACCUGGUAUUUCAAUGGGGUCCUCACGGAUUUUAAGAAAGAUGGAUCUCACUUUGAGAAAGUUGGUGGGAGUUCAUCUGGGGAUUUAAUGAUCAGAAACAUUCAGCUGAAGCACAGUGGGAAGUAUGUCUGUAUGGUGCAAACAGGAGUGGACAGCGUUUCAUCUGCUGCCGACCUCAUAGUGAGAGGUUCACCUGGGCCACCGGAAAAUGUGAAGGUAGUUGAGAUUACAGAUACAACCGCCCAACUGUCUUGGGAGGAAGGUACAGACAACCACAGCCCCAUCAUCACCUAUUCUAUCCAGGCGAGGACACCUUUCUCCGUGGGUUGGCAAGCCGUCACAACAGUGCCUGAGGUCAUCGAUGGGAAAACACACACAGCCACUGUUGUUGAGUUAAACCCCUGGGUGGAGUAUGAAUUUCGGGUUGUAGCCAGUAACAAAAUCGGAGGUGGAGAACCCAGUUUGCCCUCAGAAAAAGUAAGAACUGAAGAGGCAGUUCCUGAGGUGCCACCUUCUGAAGUCAGUGGCGGAGGGGGAAGCCGGUCGGAGCUUGUGAUUACGUGGGACCCAGUCCCUGAAGAACUACAGAACGGUGAAGGUUUUGGAUAUGUGGUUGCUUUCCGCCCUCUUGGGGUUACCACCUGGAUCCAGACGGUGGUGACAUCCCCUGACACCCCGAGAUACGUCUUCAGAAAUGAAAGCAUUGUGCCAUUUUCCCCCUACGAAGUUAAAGUGGGUGUUUACAACAACAGAGGCGAAGGACCGUUCAGCCCAGUGGCAACAGUGUUCUCUGCAGAAGAAGAGCCUACAGUGGCCCCAUCCCAAGUUUCUGCAAAUAGCCUGUCUUCCUCAGAAAUCGAAGUUUCAUGGAACACCGUUCCUUGGAAGCUAAGCAACGGACAUUUGCUUGGCUACGAGGUGCGGUACUGGAAUAACGGAGAGGAAGAGGACUUGUCAAGCAAAGUGAAAGUGGCAGGAAAUGAGACAUCAGCCAGACUCCGAGGCCUGAAAAGCAACCUGGCCUAUUACACAGCUGUCCGAGCUUACAACAGUGCAGGUGCUGGUCCCUUCAGCACCACCGUUAACGCAACCACCAAGAAAACACCUCCCAGUCAGCCACCAGGAAAUGUUGUCUGGAAUGCUACCGACACGAAAGUGUUACUUAAUUGGGAGCAAGUUAAAGCAAUGGAGAAUGAAUCAGAAGUAACAGGAUACAAAGUUUUCUAUAGGACUAGCAGUCAAAAUAAUAUGCAAGUGCUGAGCACUAAUAAAACGUCGGCUGAACUCUUGCUCCCCAUCAAAGAAGACUAUAUCAUUGAGGUCAAGGCCACAACAGAUGGAGGCGAUGGGACCAGCAGUGAACAGAUCAGGAUUCCAAGGAUAACCAGUAUGGAUGCAAGAGGAUCCACUUCAGCCAUCUCCAACGUCUGCUCUGUGUCAGGCUAUAUCCCUAUAGCACUCUUCUUUAUUGUGAAUGCCCUGUGGUGAUAUCUACUCUUUUUUGGUACUCAUCGGAAAGUUCAUUGGUUACCCGAAAAAAGUGCUUUCAUGAAACGCAGUGAUUAUGCAUGUGUUUUUCAACCCUGUAUUUUUAACUUUCUACUUCAUUAUAGGUAAAAUAUGAAUAUAAUAAAACAGUACAUCCUUUUAGGGGAAUCUGAAAUGCCUUAAUAUUUACUUGAUAAACCAAAGGAAUUUACAUAUUAUGUACUUCAGAUUUUUGAUAUAAUUGAUCUUAAGCUAUGAAUUUAAGCACUGCCUAUAGUUAAAGACUCACACACUCUCAAGUGUACACACACACACACACACACACAGAGGCACAGAUAAACAGAUGUGAAGGUUUUUUUUUCAUUAAUAAACUCACUUAAUCCGAAUGCUAUUUCCUUAUUAUAACAGCAGUAUUUCUAAGAUGUAAUCAGUGUCAUUUUGAAAUGCUGACUUAAAUCCUCAAAGGUAAAAAAUGCAUUUUAAAAAUUAUCAAGUUGGAUGAAGGCAGGAUGUGAUUUGGAGAGUGGGGCUGGAAGUGCCUGUCUGGGCUCUGGUUCAGGAUACUAUGAAAUGGCCAAGAGAAUUUAGAAACCACUUUGCUCUCUGAAUUUCUCAAUUACUCGUCUGUAAAAGGUAGAGAUAAUAAUACGAUCUGCUCCGUCUCUGCCCCAUAAAUCAAUCGUUUAAUGAUAGAGAGGAAAACAUGAAAGUACUUUGGCACCCCAAAUGCAGCGGGCCUGUGCUGAAUGUUACCAUGAAUUUCCUUCAGUACGUAGAAGUUACGAGGACCGGCUGGUUCAUCUUGCAUUCUACUUUCUAGAGAAUGCCUUCUAUUCCAAUCGGUGAUAAAAAUUGGACGUAAUCACAUUUUAUCCAUUCUCAAAAAAUUAGAACAAAAUUUAAAAAGGAAUUGUUUCCUUCAUGCCUAUGAACGAGCUUUCAGGUUUUAUUAAAAGCUGGUGUGAACAAUAAGCAAGGACCUGAAUCUCAACUCAAAUAUUAAACAAGAUCCACAGAAUCCUUCAUUUCCAAUUUCUGAUUCCAUUAAGGGGCCCUCUCCUCUUUGGGUGGUGGAGAUGGUUUUUUAAUGAAAUCCCACCUUGUAUCUGAGUGAGUCUGGCAGGCUUUUUAGUUUCUGAGUUAAAUUUGUAAUAGAACCAUGGUGAUGCUGCUGACUUUGAUAUGUAUGACUCAGUCUUUCAAUAUAUGCUUUUCAAAGGAUUGUUGGAGACAUGACUUCAUAGCAAUAUGUAGAGAAUAUAUGAAAAUUGGCAGAUUGAGUGUUAGACAUUGCAAAAUCAAUUUUUUUACCUCUUUCCUACCAAUUUCACAUUUUGCUGGAACUUGUUCAUAUUUCCAUAGAUAACAGAAUUUGAGAACCAACAGUUCAGAAAUCAAGAAAAAAAAUAAAAAUUAGGAAAUUCUGAUAUCCUUAUAAAAUACCACUUUACAUUUAGAGAUUACAUUUAAGUUAAUGUCAUCUUACACGAAGGAGAAAAAUGUAACUUUCUCUGUAAGAUCUGUAUAUAGUGUAUAUAUCUAGAAAAUAAUCGGAAUGGCUAGUAAAUUUCAUUUGACCGUUGUUAUUUCCAGUCAAAAAGUGAGGAAGCACCUUCUCCAGUACUUGUAUUUUAUGCUACAUGUAAUGGAGUUGUACCUUUUUAUUAUUUAGUAAUUUCUAUACUAUGUUCCUAUACUCUUUGUUUUCAAGAUGAUUAUUAUUUCAUGUCCUUUCUAGCAAAAUAUCUCCAUGAGAUAUGUACUUUGUUUCAUAUUGAAAAGUAUAAAAUUUAUCUUUAAAUUCCUGUGUGUGUAUCCUAUGGUUAUCUGUAUGUAUUA
Oryctolagus cuniculus (rabbit) is the source of this 5104-nucleotide messenger RNA. It is a transcript of the gene CNTN3, whose product is annotated as contactin 3. Gene Ontology annotation, biological process: axon guidance; brain development; cell-cell adhesion. Gene Ontology annotation, molecular function: cell-cell adhesion mediator activity. The record is from RefSeq and is a predicted model, not a curated record. Gene Ontology annotation, cellular component: plasma membrane; axon. Lineage: Eukaryota; Metazoa; Chordata; Mammalia; Lagomorpha; Leporidae.